AAAUACUGUAAAAAUUCAAUCUUUAUCACUUUCUACACCGCUCGAGUGAUCUGAGCCGUUGAUUCUCAAUCCCAUUUCCUCAGUCUCUAUUUAUAGCAAAACCAAUUUAUUUCCCUCUCGUUUUGGGUGAAGCGUUGAGCAGAAAAAGGCGAGAGCUUUUGAGAUACGGCGGCUCGGGCAAGAGAUUUUUAUGUCGGCUAGUUUUGAUUUGGUUGCUGUGUCUGGGGCUGUUCUCAAGCUCUGUUUCUCGUCAAUUCCUUCGAUUUCUGUUCGUUUCAUGCGCAAAGCCCUCUGCUGCUCGAUUCAGCAGAGCGACCUCUCUUUCUCCCCCACUGUUUCGAUGCGUUUGAGGCCCAAACGGACUUGUACUGGAGUUGUGUGUUUUGGGGGUUUUCACAUAAAUCGGCUGAUAAAUCGAUUGAUUCGAAUCUCAACUUAGGAAUUUUGUUAGAUUGGUAGAAUUGGUAGAAUAAGUGAAGAUUUUUAGGGGUUUUUGAUUUGUCUUGAAGAGAGAGAGAGAGGAAAUGAAGGCGGAGCUUCGGAAACCCGUUUUGGUCAAGGUCCGACCCGAACCCGUUAAGCCAGCUAUGAGAAAGAUCCGAUUCGUUUGCGAUGACCCGGAUGCGACGGACUCCUCCGACGAUGAGAGAGACGGAGAGAGGAGAGUGAAGCGUGUGGUUCAUGAAGUCCACUUUCCUUUGGUGAAUCCGAAGGAUUUGGAAUCGGAGAGCUCUGAGAGUGGAUUUUUCAAGAAGAAGAGGUCGUUUUCCGCGGCGGUGGAGAAGAAUCCGGCUGCCGGGAAAUACAGAGGCGUGCGGCGCCGGAAAUGGGGGAAAUGGGCUGCGGAAAUCCGCGACCCGAUCCAGAACAAACGCGUCUGGCUAGGGACAUUCGGCUCGGCCGAGGAGGCGUCCCGGGCUUACGAGACGAAGCGUCUCGAAUUCGAGGCCUCGACUUUCUCGUCCUCCGAGAACGGCUCGGUCGUCGUUCUCGAGCGCGUCGAGAAAAAGGUCUGGAGGGACAACCCUGUCUACGCCUCAGAUGAAUUUUCGAGUGGCGGUGGCGGCAUUGCGUCGCAGACGAGUUCGUCCGUGAUGGUAGCGGCAGAAUCGGUCGGCAUUGCGUCGCAGACGAGUUCAUCCGCGCCGGCAGCGAUGGAUUCGGCCAAUAAUGUGAUGGAUGAUGGAUUGAUGGGAUUGGCUCAGAUUGAUCUCGAUGUGGAGCUCGAAGCCCUCGUCGACGGUUUCGUGCCGUGUUUCGAUGAUUUCGCCGAUGACGACUUGGACGAUUUCCCGAUUUUCGGGUUUGACGACGGAGAACAGGGCAGCGCGUUGCCGGAUUUCGACUUUGAUUUCGAUUUCGAGGGUGGAGCGAUGGCGUGGAUGGACGAGGCGGCGCCGGUGGCACCGGGUGCUAUGAAUGGGAUCAAUGGAGCAACGCCUUCUUUCAAUAUAGCUUGCUUAUGAGUCUAUUAAGUUUUGCAGUUACUAGGAAUUUUGUUUAGUGUUACUUUUAAUAUUUAUGUCUAUGUUUUGGGCUUUUUGAGAAAAUGAUGUUUCUAGAACUGGAAAAUUUUAGUUUUAGCCUUUAGGGAUGUUUUUAUGAGUUUUGAUGGGAGUUUUUUGUGCUAUCGAGUUCGGAGUUUCCUUCGGGUUUUCUUGUGCUUUUCGAGCCGUUCGAAGGGGUUUCGAUUUGUCGAUCAAUAAUAGUUUCUCAUUUAGUUUCGAGUCCUGUGUUACAAAUGAAGUUGUGAUUCAUCGGAUUCGAUCAAUAAUAGUUUUUCAUUUAAUUUUAA
Messenger RNA from Salvia splendens (bonfire salvia), 1795 nucleotides. Its product is annotated as ethylene-responsive transcription factor ERF118. The transcript has 2 exons. Gene Ontology annotation, molecular function: DNA binding; DNA-binding transcription factor activity. The coding region runs from base 525 to 1466 and encodes 313 amino acids. Gene Ontology annotation, biological process: regulation of DNA-templated transcription. The record is from RefSeq and is a predicted model, not a curated record. NCBI's taxonomy places the organism in Eukaryota, Viridiplantae, Streptophyta, Magnoliopsida, Lamiales, Lamiaceae.